CCAUUCAACCAAAUGAAAAUGGAGGACCUUGGAACAGUAGAUUCCCAUUGUCAUGCUGCCACUAAUCUGAUUGUGUCACUUGUGCGAUUGAUGGAGUUCACCUUCCAUCUUAUGCACCUAAUCUUAUAUUCAGGACAAGUAUAAAAAGCGAAGCUUUUCUCAACUCCCAUUCAGACAAGAGAGAAGCUCCACUCUUCUCCACCCCAAGAGAAUUGAAGCCAAGCAUGGAGAAUGGAGGGGAAGAAGAUGACAGAGCAAGCCGAUGCAAGAGGAUUACCAGAGAAUCAGAUGCAACCAAGAAUGGUGCAGCGACCAAGCUGCAAGCUUUGAGGCUCGUCGAGGACCUCUCCCUCCCUUCUGUGCAGGUGGUGGUGAUGAGCGCCAACAUGGGCUGUUCGCACUGCCGACAGCGGGUCACAAAGGUUGUCUCCAAGAUGAACGCAGGGUUGCUAGAUUACAUGGUGGAUUUUGGGAAGAAGGAGGUGACAGUGAGAGGGACGAUGGUGCACACCAAGAAGAAGAGGAAGCAACACAAGAAGAAGCAUGAGGAAAACAAGAAGGGAAUCGCUGCAAACUGGGAGAAGAAAUCGUCUUCUCAGAGCAAUGACAGCGCCAGGACGCUGGCCUGGUUUCUACGAUGCUACAGUUCAUAGCAACUACUACUAUCUAGUGCAUACUAUAGUCUACAUAUAGUGUUACUUAUAUACUACUAAUAUAUAUAGAUAUAUCUAGAAGCUAUAUAGCUGCUCGAUUAAUUGUUUAUUUUUCUCUUUAGUUUCUUCUUGCAAUUUCUUUCUUUCUCAUGUUUUAUUAUUUUUCUUUUUGAUUGAAAAUAACGUAUGAUGGUAGGAAAUGUGUAUAUUCUGCCCAUAACUGUGCAUUAUAAAAUCCUCUAUUUGCAAG
Oryza sativa Japonica Group (Japanese rice) is the source of this 903-nucleotide messenger RNA. NCBI's taxonomy places the organism in Eukaryota, Viridiplantae, Streptophyta, Magnoliopsida, Poales, Poaceae. The record is from RefSeq and is a predicted model, not a curated record.